This is a messenger RNA of Lucilia sericata (common green bottle fly), 2332 nucleotides long. Its product is annotated as homeobox protein 5-like. The coding region runs from base 839 to 2332 and encodes 497 amino acids. The transcript is spliced from 4 exons. NCBI's taxonomy places the organism in Eukaryota, Metazoa, Arthropoda, Insecta, Diptera, Calliphoridae. The record is from RefSeq and is a predicted model, not a curated record.
UUAAUGAAAAUUCAAUAAUUUCCAAAAUAAGCUCUAGCUAGUGCUGUCGUGAAUUCGUUUUUAAUUAAAUUUUUCUCUAAAUCAGUUAAAAAUUUCAGAAGUUUUCGGUUAAAAAGUGCAACAACAAUUUCAACUUCACAUGCUGCAUUCGAAAAGUGUUUAUUUAACGUUGAUUUUCACGUGUUUUCAUCGAAAUUUUUGCACUCUUCGUUUUGUUCAGUGAAUUUUUUUCUUUUGGUUUUUUUUCGUAUUGACCAGAGGCAGGCUCGCUGCUGCUACUGCCAAAGUAUAUUUGUUCACGGGUUUGUGUGUGCGUCGUCGUGUGUGCUGUUAAAAAAUAUUGUAUUUUGUUUACAUUUUUUUCCCUUCAUAUUGUUGACCUGAAAUAAUGAAAAAAUCGUUUAUAAAAAACCAAAACAGUCCAAAAAUAAGCGCGUGCAAAUAAAUAAAAGAAGGAAAAAGUGUUUAAUUGUUUGCUAAAACCUGAAACAAAAAAUAGUUUUGUUUAUGAUUUCAUAUGGUUUGGAAAUGAAAAUGUUUUUGGUUGAUUGAUUUUGCAAAGAAGAAAGAAAAUUAAAAUUUUCCCAUUAAAAAAAAGUUAAAGUAAAUUAAUUUCCAAUUGGAUUUAUUUAUAUGUGUGGUUGAUCUGAUUAAGGGCCAAGGUGUUUUGUGAAAAAGUUUCAACAACAAUUUAAUGUCGGUUGUUGUCGUCUACAAUUUCGAUUGAUUGACUAAGUUUGAACAGUAGCAAAGUGGCAAAAAACAAAGUCAAAACCAACAACAAAAGCAGCAACAAAUGCUAAUACACGAUAACAACAAGUAGUAAAAUUUCGUAUUAAUGCAGCAACAACAACAACAGCAGCAGCAACAGCUAACAAAUCAAACUGUAUCACAAUCAUCUUUGCAAUUUCAAUUGCAAACUCAGCCAACACAUCAUCAGCAACAUUUAGGCAAUAAUAUAAUUGUUGUGCGUGGUUCACGCAAUGAACAUGGUGAAAUUGUCAUACAAAAUAAACAGGACAUCUUUACAUUUCUCAGUGAACAUCAUCAACAGCAACAACAACAACAACAGCAGCAACAAUUGCAACAACAACAGCAACAAUUACAGCAACAAAAUGAAAAAGCCACCGUGGCCACAUUAACACAAUUGCCCUCAACCACAACUGUUGCACGUAAAACUAGUAUUUCCUUAAUUGCUAACAAUGUUGGCAUUGGCAAUAGUGGAACCACAUCCUCAUCGUCAUCAUCAUCGUUGUCGUCAUCAUCAACAGCAGCCACAAAUACAGCCGUUACAAUCCCUAAGGAAACCAAUACAAUUCUAUUACAAACUCCCAUUAAUGCUAGUCAAUUGGAAACCGUACUAUUGCAGUCGGGACAAUUAAAAAAAUCGAAUUCCACUGUUACAUCUGGAACGGAAAGACCAUUCCUAUUUAAGAAUGCUUCACGCAGUUUAAGCACCGAUAGCAAUCGCUUUGGUACGGUCACGGCAGCAACUGGCGAUGAUAAAGGACCAUUUGUGUUGCAAACAUUAAAGCGUUUAGAAAAAUCCCAGUCUAUCCUAGUCAUACGCAAUUCAUCUUCAUCAGCAACAGCAACAACAUCAGGUGCCAAUUCUACCUCAUCUUUAUCGAAUUCCUCAUCAUCUUUGGCCACAUCCCUAACGGUCGAACAUAAACUAAGCUUAUCUUCAUCAUCUUUGUCCUCCAUUCAACAGCAACAGCAGCAACAACAACAACAGCAACGUCAACAGCAUGUACUUGCAACGACAGCUGGUGUCAACACGACUAAAGGCGGCAGCACUAUAACAUUUACUCGCACCAAAAAGUCUCAAAAAUCAAAUGCAUCGAACAACAACAAUGUUGUUACAACUACCACAACCAAAUUGGGUGAUAUUUUAGCUUCAGCAACUGGCCAACGUCAUUUGUCUACAACAACUAGCAACAAUAAUAACAAUAGUAAAUUAACAAAUGCCACAACUACAACGACAUAUUUGCGUUUGACAAAUGGCAAUAGUAGCAACAACAACAACAAUGGUAAUAAUGUUGCCAAUAAUGUUCAUAAAAAUCAUAAUUCUUCACGUGUAAAUCUCAGUGGUAAUAAUUCGGAAACAAUAUCAACAUCCACAACAACAUCAGCAGUCUCAUCUUCAGCAGGAGCCAGCUCAACAGCAGCAACAACAACUACAUCACAUCUAACUCUGGCUGAUAUCCAGUUGAAACAUGAAAGAAACUCAACAGCAAAUGCAACAGCAGCAACAACAACACCGGGCUUGCUCAAAACCCAUGGGAGCGAUGACAAUCGUGUUAUGAAGAAGGAAGAACAACAACAAUAA